Messenger RNA from Aplosporella prunicola CBS 121167, 1269 nucleotides. RefSeq lists its product as uncharacterized. Gene Ontology annotation, molecular function: protein binding. Bases 1 to 1269 code for a protein of 422 amino acids. Lineage: Eukaryota; Fungi; Ascomycota; Dothideomycetes; Botryosphaeriales; Aplosporellaceae. The transcript is spliced from 2 exons. The record is from RefSeq and is a predicted model, not a curated record.
AUGCCACCGCGCAUUCCGCCUCCGCGCGCCCUCAGCCGUCGCGCCUGCCGCCAAUAUGCCACGCCCUCCAGAUCGCCCACCAUCAAGCGCAAAGAACGCUCAGCUCCGCCAUCCUCGAUGCGCCUCCCGUAUUAUACCAGGGAACUGCCUCCUCUCGCAGAACUCGACACCAUGUCCAAGGCCGGCAUGGUCGAGAGCCACCCCCGCAGCCUCCUGGGGGUCCUACAGGCCUUGGAUGGCUACGGCAUGAAGUUGAGCGCGUCCAAGACCAUUGCCAUCUGCAAGGAGCAUGACGUCGACGUUGCCGACCUGGACGCCGUCGCGUACGUCUCUUUGCGCCAGCGCAGGCCCAUUGCUAAGCCGCUGCUGCUGCUGGCGUCGGCGGCUGGUGUGCCCCACUCCACCCUCCGCCUGCUACGCGCCGCCCUCAAACAACAAGGAGGACAGGCCUUUCGCUCCGCCGAGUUGGCGCCCGCGCGCGCCCACUUCGGCCAGCUGCUCGCAGAGAAAAACACUACGGCCAUGAUGCUACAGGCCGAGGUGUAUCAGGCCGAAGCCAACAUCCCCGGCGCCAUCUUCAUGCUCAGAGGUGCCCUCCACUUCGAGGUCGAGGCUGCCAAAAAAGUAGUCGACGAGGAUCCUGCCGUUGCCGCGGAAGUGAUCAGCGAGGAACCGUCCGUUUCGGUCGAAGACGAGUUGACGACUGCGUCAAUACGCGCUUGGACCACACUGGGCCAACUUUACCUCGCAAUCAACGACACUAAAAUGGCACUUAAAGCCUUCAAAACGAGUGCAUACGGAGCCAACGAUCCGGAGGGGCACUAUUGGCUCGCGACUCUCCUGCCGCUGCACAGCGCUCAGUGGGUUACAUCGAUGACUAAGGCUGCAGCAUCGGGCCACGUCGAGGCGGCAUACGAGCUCGGCAAGAUGUAUGCGACGCCGGUGGAUGCCAUCGCCGACGCAGAGACGCGCGCCGACCAGCACCAGCUGGCCGCGAACCCGCCCGUCGAAUGGCGCUACCACCUCGUACCCCCGACGCAGCGGCCGUUGAGCAUGGCGGAGGUGUCGUUGAUCGCGAGCGCGAAGCCCGGCCCAGGCUCGCUGACCAAGCGGCUCGAUGCACGCACAGCUAUGGCUGUGGAGUGGUUCGACUUGAUAUGGAAGUACCAUGAUGGCGCGGCCCAAGCCUUGAUCGACUUGGUGGUCUUGGGACCGGACGCGCCCCCUCCCAGUGGGCUGUUGGGUAGGGUCAAGAACUUGCUUUGCUAG